Mizuhopecten yessoensis (Yesso scallop) is the source of this 5307-nucleotide messenger RNA. Its product is annotated as CUB and sushi domain-containing protein 1-like. The coding region runs from base 680 to 4819 and encodes 1379 amino acids. The record is from RefSeq and is a predicted model, not a curated record. The transcript has 26 exons. Gene Ontology annotation, molecular function: protein binding; calcium ion binding. NCBI's taxonomy places the organism in Eukaryota, Metazoa, Mollusca, Bivalvia, Pectinida, Pectinidae.
AAUAAUUCAGUGGUUAGAAUACACGGUUGGGAAGUUUUGUCGGACAACUUAUGAUGCUAUUUGGUAACUCUUGACAUCUGACUGAAUAAUGCGUUACAUACGAGCUGUGUUCAAGUAUUGCGUUGUUAACAAAACACGUGUAAGUGGGUAAACGUAUAGACACUAGUCUAUUAUAGGUGAGGCUAGUACACAAUCAACUUUCCCUUUUUUGGAGGAAGACUCCCGAUUUUGAAAUGCGCGGCCGGACCAGGAUUUGAACCGAGGACCCUCUGACCUCUGGACAGACCAAUUGAGCAACCUGGUUGCUGUUGAUCUACCUAGUCCAGUCCGCUACAGAUCUUAUUUAUGAUGAAAUUAAUGACUAUUUCUCCUGGAGAAGAGGGUGCACUCAAUCAACUGACAUCUGACAAGAUUGAAACAGACUUCUCUUCAUGGCAAGAUCAAAGGUUUUAGGUUCAUCAGAAGGAAACUUAUAGUCUACCCCAGUCAACCGUGAUGCUGUCAUAUCGAGUCACAAUUUGCCUAGACACCGGCCUAUCAGAUUGUCACCAACACCCAUUUAACUGCUAUAGUCUCGUAAGCAGUCACCCGUAGGUCUUACUAAGCCACAGAGUGUGUUGGGUGGCAGGACCCCUUCUUGAUUGGAAUCAAGGGUGUGGAUACAUAGACCAUUUCACUGAUGUUCUACACAAUGACAUGGUUUACUAUUCUCGUGGUACUUCAGGUGCUGUUUGCCACUUCUUUCGUUGACUCAGAACUUGUUUUGGAAUGUCCAGCAGGUUACGUGCAGAAGGAUUCAUAUUGCUACAGGAAGGUGUAUGCCACUUUUUCGUGGGAAAAAGCAGAAGAUGCAUGCGAGAGAGAUGGAAGUCGACUUGUAUGGAUUGAUGACUGGAAUGAAAAUGAUUAUGUUCACAAUUUAUUAGAUAUGGGGCAAGAAAUGUACUGGACAGGUUUAAGAAAGACAGAAAGUGAUUGGAAAUGGACAGGAAAUUCAGAAGUCUAUGACCUACGUCUUGGCUUCUGGGAGCCUUCACAGCCAGAUGAAAGUAAUAGUGGACCAGAAUGUGUUGCUGGUAUGGUCGAUGGCAAUUGGAAACGUGUACCCUGCAUGAAAAAGUUACCCUUCAUUUGCAAGACACCAGCAUAUCCCCCAGGUUCAUUUAAAUGUAGCAAAGGACUUAAAGCCAUCAGCGAAAAAUGGAAAUGUGAUGGAUAUCGCGAUUGUGACGAUAAGUCGGAUGAAGUAGACUGUGGCACAGCUCCUUAUUGUAAUUGGUACAGCACAAAUAUGCCAGGAUCAAAGUCUAUUGGCUACCAGGGGAGAAAAACAUGUCUGUACACACUGAAGGCCAACAUAGGAGAAAGGAUCAGCUUAACGAUUUCUUCGAACUCAGCCAUAGAAUUGAAGGCUGAUUCACUGAUAAUAUACUCUGGGGGAUUAACUCUUUCAGAGAGUUAUAGGAUAGGCACUGUGGAAGGUUCCUUGAGCGUAGGUCAGAGAUUUAUUUCUGGCAACCACUUCCUGAUCAUAAGGAUGACAACAGACAGUACGGUUGAACGCCAACCUAUCAGCAUGGUUUGGACCAACGUUGUUCCAGAAAUCACCAACUCACCAAGGGAACUAACUGGUACAUCAAAUUAUGGAACACUGCCGUCUCCCUUCUUUGGUAGUACUUUACCUCCAGAUUUGGCAAUGGAAUGGGUCAUUACUGCACAGACGCCGGGACAAAUUAUCACGCUUAUGUUUGAUAAUGUUUAUUUGGAAAAUAGAAGCUCCAUGGAAAUAUAUGAUGGAGAUAUGACGAACGCUGUAUUAUCUGGUAUUCAGUCUAUUCCUGACCCAGCCAUGUACAUCUCCUACAGUAAAGCUGUCAAAAUCAAACUGUCGACAUAUACUGCUAUUCAACCUCCUUCCAGUGGCUUUGUGAUCAGAUAUAAGGAAGGAUGUGAUAUCACUAUCAAUCCCGCUAAUAGUGGAACAAUCAUGACACCAGGUUUUAAGGCAGGAAAAUAUCCUCGUAAUGUUGCUUGUUCUUGGGAACUUACAGCCCCUACGAUGAAGAAAUUGACACUGAGAACAAGAUCUUUCAAUCUUUAUGAAAAUGUUGACUACAUGAAGGUUUACAAUGCUACUAGCUCUUCUUCAACAAGCUUCACAGGUGAAAUCUCUAGUCCAAUGCGCCUCCUGUCAGAUGUUGGCUACUUCAAGAUCGAGUUUACAUCUGAUAACGUGAGAAGUGGAGCUGGUUUUGAACUCAAAUAUUCUAUUGACUGUGAGCCUUGGACGACAUCACAGGAGACGAAUAUUGCAUAUUCUGAAAUGCCUUACACAUCAUUCGAAAGCAGCAUCAGUGUCACUUGUAUGAAUGGAUAUUCUUUCAUGCAAGAAGAAUACAACUCAAUGGAUGUUGUACCGAUGGUUUGUGAGGAAGGCGGAAAGUGGAAUGUAUCUCGCAAUCCAGACUGUAGGAUUACAUACUGUCCAAUUCCACCAAAGAUAUCGAAUGGCUGGAUUCAAGAGGCAUCUGGAACAGUUGUAUACGGUGGAAAUGUUACAUAUGUGUGCGAGGACGGCUUUGUAUUGAGCAGUUCUGCCACCAUCAAAUGUAAGGCAGACGGUACAUGGGAUAACGCACCUUCAUGUACAAGUACCAGCUGUGGCGUAUUGCCAACCGUUGUCAAUGGAAACAUCAGGAAUUUGACUGCCACACAGAACCAAUAUGGUGAUGUCAUAGAGUACUAUUGUGAAGAAGGAUACGAGACAGUCGGUCCCAGUUUUGCUUACUGCCAAACCAAUGGGACCUGGUCUCAUAGUGUGCCAACAUGUAAAGCGCUGACCUGCCCGUUGGUACCUGUGAUGAAUGCCUUUUGGACAAGAGAGGAUGGUGUUCCUUUCGAUACUACAGGAAUGCUUAAUUGUUCUAAUGGCUAUAAGUGGAACGUGACCAAUUCACCAGUAAUUUCUGUCACCUGUCGAGCAAAUGGAACAUUUUCCAACAUAGAAGACUGUGUCGAUAUUGAUGAGUGUAAAGACGUUCCGAGCAAAUGUAGUGCAUUUGAGGACUGUGACAACACCAUUGGGGGCUUUAUGUGUUACUGUAAGGAUGGCUACUUCAGGAAUUCAUCAACCUCCUUAUGUCAAGACAUACUUGAGUGUUCAGUUAACAAAGGAGGCUGCAGUAACACCUGUAAUGAAGAAAGCCCAGGUUAUUCCUGCAGUUGUCCAUCUGGCUAUGACUUAUUCACAGAAUCAAACCAAAACAACAUCAGUCUGCCUAGGAGCGAAUCGGGUCUUCGACAAGGGGACAUAUUCUACUUUAACCAUACCUGUGUCCGUAAAACCUGUGACGCCCUGUACCACCCCAGUAAUGGACAGCGCCUGACUGAAAACGCCUACACUUUUUAUUAUGAGGACGAAGUAUCUUUUGUCUGCAAUAUUGGCUACAAAUUAGUCGGAAAUAAAAAUGUUACAUGUGAGGCAAGCGGGCAGUGGUCUGCCUCGCCCCCGACCUGUACAAGAGAGUUCUGUACAGUGGCUGCACACACAACCCGAAUGUUUAACAGCAGUAUUGCACCAGGUGGCAUGGCAUACUUGACAGAUGCAGUUGUGUUUCAGUGUCAAUAUGGCAAUCAAGUUUUAGAGAGAAAAAUGUACUGCGGCUAUAUGGGAAAUGGCCAGUAUGAUUGGCAGGGGGAUGACUACAGUUGUCCUGAGAUUAAUUGUGGUGAACCAAAAGUUGUACCUGCAGGUGUUUACACCUCAAAAACUGGGAAUUCUUGGAAAGACACAUUUGUCUUUGGUUGUGAUAAUGGCUUCACGAGAAGUGGGAAUUCCACCGACAACAGCAUCACUGUGACAUGUCAAGAGAACGGCAGGUGGGGAUUUGGUAGCUUAACAUGCACAGGAGCUUUAUGUACUGACCCAGGAACAGCAUACGAUGCUGUGCAGGUUGCCACUAGUUAUGAAGUUGGACAGACAGUAACAUGGACUUGUGAAAGAAAUGGCUAUACUCCAGACCCACCAACAGUCCUCCUUUGUCAGAUAGUAGGAUCUAUUGUCAACUGGAACUCCACAGUACGACCAACUUGUAAAGAUACACAAAAUCCUACAUUUUCCUCAUGUCCAACAGAGACAAUCUAUGUACAUAGAUCAAAUCCAGUUGUUUAUAAUGCUCCAACUGCACAGGACAACACGAAUCGUUUGAAGAGUAUUAAAGUGCAGCCAGAAAAUAUGGAGUCUGGAAGCAUCAUCAAUGAAAAUACUACUAUCACAUAUACAGCUGAAGACUAUACUGGCAAUACAGGAACCUGUGAAAUCGACGUUGUUGUCAUAGAGGAUGUUCCAUCUCUUUCUUGUCCAAAUAAUACCAUCUACUACAUUAAUACUACCAAUGGAUACGCCAUCAACCCGCUGGAUUUGGUUUCAUCUCAACCGUGGACAAGUCUUACAGCAGAUCCACCUUCUCUGAGUAUUAAUUUCAACUCACUUAACGUCCUGCAGAAAGUGAGAGUGACAGCGUCCUAUGAGACGUUAACUUCUUCCUGCUCUUUCCUCAUUGCUACUGAAGCAUCCACAUGCUUCACUGCAAGUGUUCCUGCUAUUGCCUUCUCCGGCAAAUCAUGUAUAGGAACUGUUCAGUGUACAAUUGAUUGCAAAUCAGUUCAGGGAGUUCAGUACUUCCAUUCUGAUACUGGACUAAAAGAAAAGCAAUAUAAUUGCACGGGGGCAAACAACUGGAGUCCAGCUAUAAGCGAUACCACCUGUGUCAGUAAGUAUCAGAAAGAGCCAUCCAUUCCUAAACAUAAUUGUCAGUAAUCAUCCCUGUAAGCUGUCCUUCUCUCAGUGUACUGGUCAGUAAUCAUCUCUGUAAGCUGUCCUUCUCUCAGUGUACUGGUCAGUAAUCAUCUCUGUAAGCUGUCCUUCUCUCAGUGUACUGGUCAGUAAUCAUCUCUGUAAGCUGUCCUUCUCUCAGUGUACUGGUCAGUAAUCAUCUCUGUAAGCUGUCCUUCUCUCAGUGUACUGGUCAGUAAUCAUCUCUGUAAGCUGUCCUUCUCUCAGUGUACUGGUCAGUAAUCAUCUCUGUAAGCUGUCCUUCUCUCAGUGUACUGGUCAGUAAUCAUCUCUGUAAGCUGUCCUUCUCUCAGUGUACUGGUCAGUAAUCAUCUCUGUAAGCUGUCCUUCUCUCAGUGUACUGGUCAGUAAUCAUCUCUGUAAGCUGUCCUUCUCUCAGUGUACUGGUCAGUAAUCAUCUCUGUAAGCUCUUAUCUCAGUGAACUGGUCAGUAAUUAUCCCUGUAAACUCUC